This is a messenger RNA of Cavenderia fasciculata, 1698 nucleotides long. RefSeq lists its product as uncharacterized. The transcript has 3 exons. The record is from RefSeq and is a predicted model, not a curated record. Lineage: Eukaryota; Evosea; Eumycetozoa; Acytosteliales; Cavenderiaceae. Gene Ontology annotation, molecular function: protein binding. Bases 1 to 1698 code for a protein of 565 amino acids.
AUGAAAUACAUUAGACAAUUGAUAUUCAAUCUUAUAAAUGAUAUAUCACAGCAAUUGUAUAAAGGCAGUAUUUAUGAUGAUGGUAGACAACGAUCAUUAGUCGGAAGAGAUAUCAUCAAGUUAACAUUACCUCGACUUGAAAUGGUAUCAAAGUUUGCAAUGCCGUGGAACUAUAUUUGUCAUUAUCUACCAACAGAUGUUGAUGAAAUAGUAUUCAAAGAAAGACAAAGAGCCAUCACUCAAUACUGUCAUCAUCGUAAUGCAACGUUGGAUACACUCGUACAUCUAUUGGAAUGGUCUCCCACCGUUCAAAUUGAAUGGCACUACUUGAAAAACAGUGGUUGUGAUAUAAGUAAUCAAGAGAUAUUAGAGUAUCUCAUCAAGAGGUGUUCUGUAGCUGUUGCUGGAGAUUCGAAUGACUUUCUCGUUUGGGCAAUGAAUAGUGCAUGCCUGAAUGGGUAUCUCGAGAUUGUCAAGUUGUUGCACUCGAGUUUCAAUGGUUUAAAAAUAGAUAAAACAACAAUGGAUAGAGCUAGUAGAGUAUCAAUUGACAUUGUAAAGUAUUUACAUGAUAAUAGAACUGAAGGUUGUAGUCAUAAUGCAAUGGAUAAUGCUUCAAGAAAUGGUCGUUUAGAUAUUGUCAAGUUUCUUCAUUCUAAUAGAACUGAAGGUGCAUCAAAGAAUGCUUUGGUUUGGGCAUCUGAAAACGGACACAUUGAAAUUGUAAAGUUUCUUUCAGAGCAUCGUACUGAAGGUGCAGCAAACAAGGCUAUGGAUUUAGCAGCUCAAAAUGGACACAUUGAUGUAGUAAAGUAUCUUUCAGAGUACCGUCGUGAAGGUGCAUCAACCAAUGCUAUCGAUUGGGCAUCUCAAAAUGGUCACAUUGAAAUUGUAAAGUUUCUUUCUGAGCAUCGUAGUGAAGGUGCAACAACCAAUGCUAUGGAUGGGGCAGCUAAAAAUGGUCGCAUUGAAAUUGUAAAGUACCUUUCAGAGCAUCGUAGUGAAGGUGCAAAAACCUUGGCUAUGAAUAUGGCAGCUCAAAACGGACACAUUGAAAUGGUAAAGUAUCUUCAUUUCAAUCGUAGUGAAGGUGCAACAACCAGUGCUAUCGAUUGGGCUGCUGGAAAUGGACACAUUGAAAUUGUAAAGUUCCUUUCCGAGCACCGUAGUGAAGGUGCAUCAACCAAGGCUGUGGAUUGGGCAGCUCAAAAUGGUCGCAUUGAAAUAGUAAAGUACCUUUCAGAGCAUCGUAGUGAAGGUGCAACUACCAAUGCUAUGGAUUUGGCAGCUCAAAACGGCCACAUUGAAGUGGUAAAGUAUCUUUCAGAGCAUCGUAGUGAAGGUGCAACAACCAAUGCUAUGGAUUGGGCAGCUCAAAAUGGACACAUUGAAAUUGUAGAGUUCCUUUACGAGCAUCGUAGUGAAGGUGCAACAACCAAGGCUAUGGAUUUGGCAGCUCAAAACGGACACAUUGAAAUGGUAAAGUAUCUUUCAGAGCACCGUAGUGAAGGUGCAACUACCAAUGCUAUGGAUAUGGCAGCUCAAAAUGGACAUUUUGAAAUGGUAAAGUAUCUUUCAGAGCGUCGUAGUGAAGGUGCAACAACCAAUGCUAUGGAUGGGGCAGCUAAAAAUGGUCACAUUGAAAUAGUAAAGUACCUUUCAGAGCAUCGUAGUGUGGUGACGAUACCUCACUUAUAA